GGACCUUCCCUCGCCUCAAGUCAAGGAGACAGCCGCGUGCACCCGCGCUCGGUUAUCUGGCGGCCCCCCGCUGGUUCCAAGCUCACUAGUAUCAACACCACACACUGAUCCGGGAACAGCAGCAGCAGCUCCUCUCUCCCAUCUCAGCACCCGCCUCACCGUGGUGCGUCCCAGACGCGCUCUCUCCAGUUCAGGAUGGACUCGCCUCCUUCUCUUCACCUUUCCCACUGACUGUGACGCUGCUGUAGUUUGGUGGGAGUUCCCGGGGAAGGAGCUGGAACUGAUCCUCUGUCCGCUGUUUCGCCUUUCCACUGGGUUUUUAAUUUGAUUGAACUGUCACUGUACACUCAUCCGCGGGCUCCGAAAUGGGAAUGUACAUACAUCUGCUGCUUUUGCAGUACUAUUUCGUCUCGAGUUUUGUGUGCAAUGCCGUCGCUUUCGUGGAGGAACCCUCCGGGGGCAGGUCGGACGGGUACUGCGGGCGGAUCCUCCGGGCGCCGACACAUGGGACCCGGAAGGAUGGCCACCAUGAGUUCAGGCUCAGAGUGGAGGGGGACCCGGAAACCUACCAGCCCGCCAGCACCUACAGAGUGGUACUCCUGGCAACCAGCCCUGCUUAUUUCAGAGGUUUUACCCUCAUCGCGCUGAAGGAGGGCAGAGAGGGCACCACAGACGACGACUACGCCGGCCAGUUCCAGAUCAUUGAUGAGGAUGACACGCAGUUCAUGACCAACUGUGCCCCCGCAGUGACGGAGAGCACACCUCGCAGACGCACCAGGAUACAAGUCUUCUGGACAGCGCCGCCUACUGGGACUGGCUGUGUUAUACUGAAGGCCAGCAUUGUCCAGAAGAAAGUCAUUUAUUUCCAGGAUGAAGGCUCUCUCACCAUUCGGCUGUGUGAGAAAGAGCGUGUGUUCGGUGAAGCCACAGAAACUCCUGCCAUGGAGUGCUGCGCCUGUGGAACAGCCAAGUACAGACUCACCUUCUAUGGCAACUGGUCAGAGAAAGUACAUCCCAAAGACUACCCAAGGCGAGCAAACCACUGGUCGGCUCUGAUUGGUGCGUCUCACUCCAGAGGCUACGUGCUGUGGGAGUACGGAGGCUACGCCAGCGAGGGCGUCCGUCAGGUCGCUGAGUUUGGCUCCCCCAUCAAGAUGGAAGAAGAGAUUCGACAGAAGGGAGAUGAAGUGCUGACUGUCAUUAAAACUAAGGCUCAGUGGCCGGCAUGGCAGCCGCUCAACCUGCGAGCAGCUCCAUCAGCAGAAUUUUCUGUGGACCGGACCCGUCACCUGAUGUCCUUCCUCACCAUGCUCGGGCCCAGCCCGGACUGGAAUGUCGGACUUUCAGGAGAGGACCUCUGUACCAAGGAGUGUGGCUGGGUCCAGAGGCUGGUGACAGAGCUCAUUCCCUGGGAUGCAGGCACUGACAGUGGUGUCACAUAUGAGUCACCAAACAAGCCCACCAUUCCUCAGGAGAAGAUCCGACCCUUGACCAGUUUGGACCACCCCCAGAGCCCGUUCUACGACCCCGAGGGAGGGGCAAUUAACCCUGUAGCCAAGGUGGUGGUGGAACGUAUCGCUAGAAAGGGAGAGCAGUGCAAUGUGGUCCCAGACACCAUAGAUGACAUUGUAGCUGAUAUUGGACAGGAGGAGAAGGAGGAAGAUGACACACCAGAGACGUGUAUCUACUCAGGCUGGUCUCCCUGGUCGGCGUGUAGCAGUGCUACAUGUGACAAAGGCCGCAGGAUGAGGCAGAGGAUGCUGAAGGCCCAGCUGGACCUCAGCAUGCCUUGUCCACAUACUCAAGAUUUCCAGCCCUGCAUGGGACCGGGAUGCAGUAUGGAGGAGCCAUCAACGUGCAUGAUGUCGGAGUGGAUCAGCUGGUCGGCCUGUAGUGUGUCCUGUGGGAUGGGGAUGAGGUCUAGAGAGCGAUAUGUCAAACAGUAUCCUGAGGACGGCUCGCUCUGCCAGCUUAACACAGAGGAGACGGAGAAGUGUGUCGUCAACGAUGAAUGCUCACCAAGCAGCUGCGUGGUGACUGAGUGGGGUGAGUGGGACCCCUGCAGCGUCACCUGUGGUUUGGGUAUGAGGAGACGUGAGCGCAUGGUGAAGAUGCCGCCUAUAGACGGAUCGAUGUGUAAGACCGAGGUGGCCGAAGUGGAGAAAUGCAUGAUGCCAGAAUGCCAUACCAUCCCUUGCAUGCUGUCACCCUGGUCUGACUGGAGUGAGUGUAGUGUGACGUGUGGGCGGGGCAUGCGAACACGCCAGAGGAUGCUAAAGUCUGAUCCUGCAGAGUGCAACGAGGAGCUGGAGCAGACGGAGAAGUGCAUGCUGCCCGAGUGCCCCGUCGACUGCAUGCUCUCCGAGUGGUCAGAGUGGUCCGAGUGCAACAAGUCCUGCGGUAAAGGACAUACCAUUCGGACCCGUAUGCUCAAACUGGAGCCGCAGUUCGGGGGCAGCGCUUGUCCCGAGACCAUCCAGAGGAAGAAAUGCAAGAUCAGGAAGUGCGGGAAAAAAUCAAAGGAGACGAGAGGACAUAGAGUUGAAGGUGGAGGAGGAGGAAGAGGAGGAGGAAGAAAUAGAAGGAGACCGGGUGCACGGGGAAGACAAGGAGCAGAGGAGGAGCCAGGUUGCAGGAUGCAGCCGUGGACCAUCUGGACGGAUUGCACCAAACAAUGUGGAGGGGGGAUCCAGGAGCGUUUCAUGGCAGUGAAGAAAAGAGCUAAAGGCCCUCAGAUGUCCGGCUGUAAGGACCGGAAGGAGAUCCGUGCCUGUAACGUUCAUCCCUGCUAGGGGGCACUACUGAGCUGCAGAGGAGGGGAGAGGAGCAGCAGGAUAAAUACAUGAGUUAUGAAUAAAUGGGUUUAUUUGAUAAAGAUGAUGAUGGGGAGGAACUUUUUGUGUACAGAGGGGUGAGGAUGAUGUUUGACACUUUGGAAAAAGGAGAUGAGUGUAGGUAAGGAGAGGGGAAGGGAGAAGACAGGAGGAUAAAAGGAGAAGAAGAUAAUGUGCUGUGUAGUGAAGCCAUUGUAGGCAUUUAGUUAACAGGGCUGACUUUUACUUUAGACCACAAUGGAAGUAUUAGAGAGUAAUGUCUGUGUCCUGCAAAAAAAUAAAAUCAGCUUUUCAGGAAUUUUGAGAAAAAAAAACUUCAGUAGCUUUGCCAUUGAAACAUGUGACUUUUUUGUGUAAUUUCAGCAGUUUUGGCCCCUGGGGUAUGGAAUAGGGUUGGGACUGAGAUUUGCUCAAAACACACUGACACUGGGAUUUCUGGCAUGUGUCUGCUUCGUACUUCCUGACACAAAGAUGCCUUCUCCAAACAUCAUUACUGAUACCAAGCAAGUGUUGUAGCUAUUGUCCCCAUUUGAAAUGCUAUCAUUAUCGUAAUAUAACUGGAUGGACUUAUUUGUUUUAGCAGCUUCUUACGAUACUUAUCCGAGUUAAAAUGGCAGCCUGUUGCUGUGUGGCAUAUUAUUUGUAGAAUAGGUGUGAAGCAGCAGAGUAAUCUGGAAAUGCAAACAGUGCAGGUGGUUCAACUAUCUUAACCAGCGAUGUAUUUACCAUAUACCUAACUAACCACAUAGUGAAAUUGGUCUGGAAGCCACUUACAACCCAUGACAUAGCCAUAUCUCAGCUAACUGUAUGACCACAGCUGGCCCUGUUCUGGCUCUGUGUUGGACCAGACAGGUUUAAGCACUGGUUCCGGAUGUUGACUUAACCUUAACCAAGACACUUCAUUAAUACAUACACUUGUCAUAAAUUGCUAAGAUGAAAAAUGCUGCCAGCAACAGUACCAUGAACUAAAUAUUUAUUGAUUUUUCACAUCACGCCAUUUGCAACACUGUAAAAUGUCAUGUCACUCUUCCUCUCUUCUCUUCUCACUUCAUGUGUUGAAAGUAGUUAAAUGAGUAAAGCCAGCCAACACUGAACACUUGUAAACAGUUUCCUACAAAGAGUGCUGAAACUUGUGUGUCCAACACAGGGCCAGAACAGGGCAGCAAUGGUCAUACAGUUGGCUGGGAUAUGGCUAUGUCAUGGGCCAUUUGUGGCUACCAGAUCUGGCCCACAUGUGGACCACAGUUCAUUGCUGUAUUUGGGCUGAGUGUAGGGCCCGGACCAGUUUUGCUCUGUGGGUAAAACAGCCAGAGAUAUGUAGAUCUUAUGCAGGUAUGUUGCAAUCUCAAUGUUAUCUUUGGUAUUUUCGAGGCAUAAAAGACUUUUGUUCCCUGACUUUAGCCUUUAAGGCAGGCAACAUAAGGACACCCUUAAAAAGGCACCAAGCCUGGGGAGAAGAGCUGUCUUAAGGACCAACAAAAGUCCCAUCGCUUGUUGUAAUUUCAACACCCAUGAGCUUCAUGGAAGUGGAUGAUUAUAGUUUAAGCUAGUAGGCUGCUGUGGGCACACACAAUUACAAAUAUGAAGCAAACACAGCGAGGCACAAUAUCAAACACAAGGACAAUGGUAACACAUGCGAGCUACAGGAAGGACAUUCCCACUGCGCGUUUUUGUCAUCUCAAAGAUAAUUUACUUCUAUUAAGAGCACUUGUUGUUCUACUACCACAUGACGAAUAACAUCAGACAAAUAAUAAUCACAAUCAAUCCCAUCAAACUGUCAACCAUAGUAUGGAGUACUAUUUGUUGUCAGCUGUCCCUUAUUGAGAGAAAGCGUAAACAGACUAAACUGAAGAUGUAGGAUUUUUGCAAGACAUAGAUGCUCACACAGAAAGUCUCUAAAGACUUAUGGAUGUACUGUAUAUCUACUAUCUAACCAACACCUAUAAAUGACACUACUAUGUAAGUACUAAAAACCACUUUCCCUAAUAGACAGAUACAUUUAAAUGGAGAUGUUUUAUACUGUUAAAAUUAGUCUUUAUAUACUGUACUGCUGUUUAUCUGUCGUUUCAGCUGAUGUAGCAUUAAACCUGCGCUAGCUCUCAGAUCUUCUUUUAGCAUGUGCAAAGGUGAUUAUGUUUGGUUGGACAUUCUGCUUUCUCUGCCGUAGAUGUAGUCUUAAAACAGAUAGCUAAAUGACUGUACCCGGUUCCUGAAAACACAGACCGACGGAGCCGUAGAAGUGUCCACUGGUGCAAAGAGGUUGUGUGGAGAACAUUGCAGAGCUUUCUACAGUAGCAAGAACUGUAGGACAGCUCAACAUACAGUAGACUGUUACUGGGGCCUUGGUUACACACACUUUAUUUUCAUGUACUGUUUUUAUUGUGCUUUUCAUUGUAUUGCCAUCAUGAGAGUGAUCUGUAAAAUCUUUUCUAGUAUUACUUUAGAUUACGUUGCAGGUUUUGUUCUGUUUUAAUAAAAAUGUCAUCACCAAAGUUCUAUUUUCUGUAGAUGUUUUCUUGACUUUUCUGAUUUCAGGCCUCUGUCUUUUGUUUCUUUGCCUCUGUAUCACGUGACUAUUUUCUAAGAAACCACCUUUACAAUAAAAAAUGUAAAUGUGAACAUCAA
Molecule: messenger RNA, 5459 nt
Organism: Dicentrarchus labrax (European seabass)
Lineage: Eukaryota; Metazoa; Chordata; Actinopteri; Moronidae
Gene: spon1b
Product: spondin 1b
Exons: 16
Coding region: 366-2792 (808 amino acids)
Biological process (GO): cell adhesion
Cellular component (GO): extracellular matrix
Source: RefSeq, a predicted model, not a curated record